Messenger RNA from Rhodofomes roseus, 4143 nucleotides. Its product is annotated as RNA dependent RNA polymerase-domain-containing protein. The transcript is spliced from 16 exons. Gene Ontology annotation, cellular component: nuclear RNA-directed RNA polymerase complex. The record is from RefSeq and is a predicted model, not a curated record. Gene Ontology annotation, molecular function: RNA-directed RNA polymerase activity. The coding region runs from base 113 to 4063 and encodes 1316 amino acids. NCBI's taxonomy places the organism in Eukaryota, Fungi, Basidiomycota, Agaricomycetes, Polyporales, Fomitopsidaceae. Gene Ontology annotation, biological process: siRNA processing.
CUUGUCUCGGCGCGCGUAGUGACCACCGCGAGCAGCGUGAAGGAACUGCACAAAGACCAGCUAGACUCGGCUACAGCAUCUAACAACCUCUGGCUAUCCGUGCAAGCCUUCAAUGGCCCAUAGUCGCAAAAAACCUACGGUGUGGCCUACCAUUGCCGGUACGACAUCUGAGGACGAGUUUUGGAGAGACGAUCCGUUCCGUGACACGGACUACUGGGUCGGAGCUGAAGAGAGCUUGAGAUCAGGCGACAAUGAAACCACUCCGACCGCUGGGCAACGACCUUCAAGCUCCCGGAGAACACGGUCGAGACAUAGUCCACGCAAGAGAGUGCUGGUUGAGAAGGGCAUUGGAGCUACCAACCUCGUGACGGAUGAGGAAACGCGCAACCAAGAUCCGUCUUCCAAGGGAAAGGGACCGUCGGUAUAUCGACGCGUCGGGGAAGUGGCGUUGUCUACAUUUCCGUCCAAGACGUCAAUCUCAAGCUUUCGCAGUUCAGACGGGUAUGAUACGGAUGAGGAUGAAGUGGAUCAGAUGCUGCAAGUCGAUACAGACGUAGAGGUCGAUUCGGAAUCGCUUUCUGCACUGAGCUCACGCAAACCAUCCUUCGAAUUCUCCGAGCCCUCGGUGUCCCGACUUACGUCCUUUACGUCGGUUGAGUCAAAUAUCCCGGCCGUCAAAGCACCCGCGACCGGGCGCAAACGGACGUACGAAUAUCCGAACCCCGAUGGCCCGCCCUCUCCUCUCAGUCCGUCCAAAAAGCGCGCAUCGCAGUCGGAGAGCGCACUGGGUGGCACCGCCGCGGGUUGCUCGAUCUCGUUCCCGCCUCCGAGACUCCACAUCACCCCGCAAACUCGCACUCGACCUCCCUCGCCCUCGAAGCCAUCUCCUGCGGAUGUGAGCCCGAGCCGUCGGGAUCGCUGGAUGAAAGAGAUACAGGAGGCACUGGCCGAUACGGCGAAAGUGGGGGAAGAUCCCAGCCGAGUAGACGUCACACCUCGAGCUACGAUCGCCUCGGCUGCCCCGUCUCGUGGACCGUCUUUCCGAGGCCCGUUCCGCAGUUCCAAGGACGUUGCCGCGAACACAUCGAGCGGCGCGCGGGCCCGCCAAGCGGGGCCCAUUGAACCCCCGAAUUGCAGUAUCAUCGCUCAUGACCGCAAGGUCCAACAGAUGAUGGACGUGAAACGCAUCUCGUGGGGCGUCCAGUACGAGCUCGCACGAGGAGUCUGCAGUGGUCGGUGGCAGUGGAACGACGUGACGGCUAAGAAGCUGGAUACUCUCAGAGGGACGGACAGCGAGGCCGCGCCUCGAGUCGAGUCAGUUAUGCUCGACGCGAAUGUGUCCAGAGGCGCAUAUGCAGCUAGUCUACCACUAUGGGUGGAGCUGGAUCGUGAGCAGGCAGCGCUCGAAGAAGGCACCAGUCGUGGCCUCGGUCUUCGCGGCGAGUGGAAGGGCGACCCGAAUUGGUACGGUGGCAAGAUCCGCCAGAUCGCCAGCGUCGUUGAAAGCGGCGACGGCUUCGUCCUUCGACUCAAGUCGAUGAUGAAGCGCAAGUCGAACCGCUUCGCGCGCUACUUGGGGUCGCGCCGGAUGCUGCAGGUAAAGCUGCCGGACGACAAGCUCAUGCGCAAGCGAGGCGACGACGUCCGUCGCUUCAUGCAGAGCAAGUUCGUUCUGUGCGGGCGGGUCUUCGCUGCGUUCGCCGCGAAGGACGGCAAAGUCUUCCUGAUGGAGACGAAGGAGGACUACGACCGGACGGCGGAUGGUGCCGAUCGCUCAAGAAUGUCUGUCGAAGAGUUGGUCCAGUGGCACAACCCUCUGGACUGUAACAGCAAUCAGCCCGUCACUAAGUGGGUCACUCGCUUUGACCUCGGACUGUCGGAUACAGUCCCGGCACUCGCAUUCAGAGGCGAGGGAGUUGAUAUAUUCUACAUUGACGAUGAGACCGCUCCUCAUGCAGGAGGGAAAGUACCUGCCGAGAAAAUACUGACGGACGGUUGCGGUUUUAUGAAUUGGGCCGCCCUGGCUGCUAUCGCGCGAGCACUCAAGUAUACCCGGUUCCCGACUGCUGUCCAGGGACGUAUUGCUGGCUCAAAGGGCGUGUGGACACUCCAUCCCCAUGAUCGAUCGCCUGACGACCCACCCAGGAUAUGGGUCAGGCCGUCGCAACAGAAGAUCAAGCAUCUCAAGCUUACAUUGUCUCAUUGUAUCUUCGAGCUCGUCGCGCCACCGCGUGUCUCUGUGCCGUCGCGCUUGUCACGGCACACUCUCAUGGUUCUGUCACACAACGCCGUGAGUGACGAGGCCCUUGUCUCGCUAAUGGAGGCCGGUAUCGAUGAGGAGGUCCGAGCGCUGAGUGCGUUCGACGACCCCCAUCUCCUUCGCGCGACUGUGGCGGAGGUUGGGCGCAUCUUCGCUGCCAGACUCCAGCGUCUUGCGUCGGGGUCAGCGCGUUUAUUUGGUCUCGGUCGCGAGUGGGGCCAAGACUCCGAUCAGCAGGAGGAAGAGGAAGACCCGGAGCAUGGUCAGCUAGGAACUCUGGUGGAUCGCAAUGAAUAUAGCGGCGAGCCGGUCAAGGUACAUGAGCGAGCUUCCGAGAUGCUGGCAGCGGGGUUCAGGCCGCAGGAGAACCCCAUACUGUUCAAAUCCCUUCGGGACAUCAUCUCCUACAGGAUCACUGAAUUAAUCAGGGAGUACCACAUCACUGUGCCUCGGUCUGCAGAUGCAUUCAUCGUCCCAGAUCCUUAUGGUGUACUUGAACCUGGUGAAAUUCACUUCAGGGCGUCAGAUGAUCUCAAGGAUCCGCUGGAUGGUCCUGGCGCCAACCAAAUCACAGGAAAUGUUCUGGUAUAUCGUAAUCCAGCAAGGCUCCCUGCAGACAUUCAGAAGGUCUCUGCAGUAGCUCACCCGAUGCUGAGUGACUAUGUGGAUGUCAUAGUAUUCCCAACGAAAGGGCCACGGUCACUGGCCAGUCUGUUGGCUGGGGGAGAUUAUGAUGGAGACACUUGUGUCUGCAUCUAUGAUGAGCUCCUUGUACAGUCCUUCGAGGGCUCUGCUACCACAGAUCCCCCUGAGAAUUUCCUGAAGGAUAACUUCCAAUCACAGGAGCAUAUCCAACAGGUAUCUGAGGUUCUGGAGGAUAUGAAGUCAUGCUCUACUAGCAUGAGAGAGCCAUGCUUGCAGCAGGCUCUCUUGGUUGGUAUGAUUAGCCCAAAUGUAGGACAGUAUUCAGUAUUCCAUGAAAACUCAGCCUACCUAUAUGGUCUUGCUCACAAGCAUACCCUUCAUAAUGCAUGGAUGUUCAACACAGUGUUGGACUCCAAGAAGACUGGCCUUAUUGUCAAGGAGUCUGUCUUUCAUGAAGACACCAACCACUACGGCCAUGCCCAACCUCCCUGCAUGAAACCAAUAGCUGGUGUUGAUGAAGAGACGGAGCAGGGACAUCUUGGAUACACCCGACCAUGUCCACAGAGAGAUCGCGGUCUACCUCCAUUCAUCUUGGACCAGCUCCUCACAGCUGGCAAGGCCCUCGAGACUCGGUUUCUCCAGAGUUUUGAGACCUUGCAACCUACAUUGGCUCAUUCAUUCGAUGUAGAUUUGUCAAAGCCCUGGGCUGAUGCUGACUCAUGGGCCACCAGGCUGCAGGAGCAGCGGAGGUAUGCAGAGCCACGCAAUGAUCUGCAGCAGAUCCACCGUCAUGUGGAGAAGCAUGUCCGGUUGUGGCAGCUCGCGGCUGGCAAAUCGACCGCAACACCGUCCCGCACUCGACGAAAGCGUACCGCGUCAGUCGCCAAGCCAUCCGACGAUUUCAAACUGAUCGCGAAGUCGUUCGCGGACGGUCCGGAGAACGUCGUCUUUUAUGACGUCAAGACGAUAUGUACACUCAAAGCGUCGUGUGCGUAUAAAACGAACCCGAAGUUCGCGUUCUCGGUCGCGUUUUACGACCUCUGUCGGAUCAAGGCCGAGUCGUUUGGCAUCGCACCGCAAACGCGGGAGUUCGCCGACAUGAUGGCGGUGCCUUCCUCAGUGAGGCGGAUCCUCACGCAGAAGGCAUCAGGAUUAUGACACGGGGCUCAGGUUUGCUUUCUUUGUUUCAUCAAUGGGCGUCGAACUUACCCUCGGCCAGACAUAACCAUACGAACAUA